Molecule: messenger RNA, 2150 nt
Organism: Exophiala mesophila
Lineage: Eukaryota; Fungi; Ascomycota; Eurotiomycetes; Chaetothyriales; Herpotrichiellaceae
Exons: 1
Coding region: 230-1870 (546 amino acids)
Biological process (GO): proteolysis
Cellular component (GO): fungal-type vacuole
Molecular function (GO): serine-type carboxypeptidase activity
Source: RefSeq, a predicted model, not a curated record
UUCCAACUUCACUCCAACCCUCUCAACCAUUCUGCUUCCUUUGUCAUCUCUUUUCUUUUCUCAUCACUACUCUCACAGGUUCUUCUUUACUCUUGUCCUUCCUCCUCCCUUCCCUCUACGGCUGCCGUCCGAAUCUUCCCGUCGGGUUCCUUGACGUCAUCCACAACACUGCUGCCUUGACUCCGACAAGCAGAGCACCCGCACCCCAGGACAUCUCAUCGUUUCCAUCAUGAGAGCCUUCGAAACCGUCCUUCUGGCGGGAGUGGCUUCGGCCGCCGUUGCACCACAGCAACAGCCCAUGCAAUUCCCAACCACCUUCCCUGCAGAAGCUAAGAAUGUGCUGGAUAAGCAGAUGCACAACCUGAAAGAUGCCCUCAAAGGAUUGACCGCCGAAGCUGCGGCUAUCUGGGAUGAGGUUGCCAUGUUGUAUCCCGAGGAGAUGUCUGCUGCAAGCUUCUUUUCCACCCCAAAGAAGCACAGUCGUCGCCCCGAUCACGAAUGGGAUCACAUUGUCCGUGGUGCCGAUAUCCAGAGCGUCUGGGUCGAGAACGCCAACGGCGAGGCGGAAAGAAAAGUCGAUGGCAAGUUGGACACAUAUAACCUCCGAGUCAAGUCCGUCGAUCCCAGUGACUUAGGAGUUGACCCUGGGGUCAAGCAAUAUUCUGGUUACCUUGACGAUAACGAGAACGAUAAGCAUUUGUUUUACUGGUUCUUCGAGUCGAGGAACGAUCCCGAGAACGACCCAGUGGUCCUAUGGUUGAACGGUGGUCCCGGCUGUUCGUCUUUGACUGGACUUUUCCUUGAACUCGGCCCCUCACGCAUCAACGAGAAACUUGAGAUCGUCUCCAACCCCUACUCCUGGAACGCGAAUGCCAGCGUCAUCUUUUUGGACCAGCCUGUCAAUGUGGGAUAUUCCUACUCGAGCUCUAGUGUCUCCAACACAGUCGCCGCUGGCAAGGAUGUGUAUGCUUUGCUCACCUUGUUCUUUGAACAAUUCCCGGAAUAUGCUCACCAGGACUUCCACAUUGCGGGUGAAUCCUAUGCUGGACACUAUAUCCCAGUGUUUGCAUCUGAGAUCUCGUCCCACAAGAAGACCAACAUCAAUCUUAAAUCUGUCUUGAUCGGCAACGGCUUGACCGAUGGACUCACUCAGUACCAACACUAUCGCCCCAUGGCCUGUGGUGAUGGCGGUUGGCCAGCUGUGCUGGACAAGCAAUCAUGCCAAGCCAUGGACAACUCGCUUCCUCGGUGCCUUUCCUUGAUCCAGAACUGCUACGACAGCGAGAGUGUCUGGUCCUGCGUACCUGCGAGCAUCUACUGCAACAAUGCCUUGCUUGCUCCUUAUCAGCGCACUGGACAAAAUGUGUAUGACGUUCGAGGAAAGUGCAAGGACAGCAGCAACCUCUGCUACCCCGAACUUGGCUGGAUCAGCAAGUGGCUCAACAGCAAGGAAGUCAUGAAGGCCCUUGGCGUGGAAGUUGACGGAUACGACUCUUGCAACUUUGACAUCAAUCGAAACUUCUUGUUCCAGGGUGAUUGGAUGCAACCAUACCACCGCUUGAUCCCCGGCCUGAUUGAGAAAUUCCCUGUCCUGAUCUAUGCAGGUGAUGCAGACUUUAUCUGCAAUUGGCUUGGAAACAAGGCAUGGACCGAGGCUCUUGAGUAUCCCGAGCACGAAAAGUACAAGGCUGCCGAGACCAAGGACCUACGUCUUGACGGCACUAAGACCGGCAGGAAGAUCGGAGAUGUCAAGUCACACGGCAACUUCACCUUCAUGCGCAUUCAUGCUGCUGGUCACAUGGUUCCUCUUGACCAACCUGAGGCAAGCUUGGAAUUCUUCAACCGAUGGCUAUCAAAAGAGUGGUUCUAGUUUGAACGGGCACUUCGCAGUGCAUAUGGCGGGGGGAGUAGUGAAUUGCAAUACUACUGGCUUAGGCUAUGAAGUGUAACAUUGAUGCACAUAGUUUGGACCAUUGGAUAAGUCAGGCAGUGUGUGUGUGGUGGUGCCUAGUUUGGCGAAAGGAUUGCUCUGGACGUCCCAGCGGGCGGCUACAGAUGUCUGUUGUAUCGUGCUCCAGAGUUGAUUCAUGACAGGCUGCAUGACUAUCGAUUUUCUCAUGUAUGAAUGAGGAUUACAUUUGUUCCCUUGA